Bradysia coprophila is the source of this 1610-nucleotide messenger RNA. It is a transcript of the gene Wdr37, whose product is annotated as WD repeat domain 37. Gene Ontology annotation, molecular function: protein binding. Lineage: Eukaryota; Metazoa; Arthropoda; Insecta; Diptera; Sciaridae. The record is from RefSeq and is a predicted model, not a curated record.
CACAGUAUGCUACUAAUGUGAAAAGUAAGAAGAAUUCAGAAAACGUCACAAUAACAAAACAAAAAUAAAUGAAAAAUCUAUAAAAACGAGCAGAGCAAAGAAAAUUCUUUUUUUUGACGAUAAUUCAUUUAAUUUCAAAACAAUUAAGUUAAUUAAUUAUUAAAAUUAAAAAUGCCAUUGGACAGUAGUAGUACAAUGUCGGGCAAAUCAUCGAAAAUGUCGAAACGGACAUCAAGGCUGUCCAGCUUGAUCGAAGAUUCCUCAUCCGUUUCCAACGUAGCUGAUGCUCGAGCCCGACUUCAUUUACUGUUUUCGCAAAUCGAAAAAGAGUUCGAUCUGCUCUAUCUAGAAAAUAUUGCACUCCAAGAAAAACUGGAUUCGUUGAGUGGCAAUCAGCCGACGAGUGAACGAUAUCACCAAGAACUGUACGAAGCUGAUCCACAGACUAGCAAAAGUUUCAAAUCGAAAUUGGGAGCAGCGGGUAACAAAGUUAGUCAGUCAAAAGCUAGUCAUAAACUCCGGGCUCAGACCAGCCGCAUCGUGUCCAGCUUCAAAGCCCAACAAUCAGUUGUUAGUUCAAUUGUUAGGAAUUUUAGCGGUCAUAAGGAUGGCGUUUGGCAGGUCACAGCAAAGACGGGACAACCGAUUAUUGGAUCGGCUUCAGCUGAUCAUACCUGCUGUAUAUGGGGCGUGGAAAGCGGACGAUGUUUACUGCAAUAUCAAGGACAUUCGGGCUCUGUAAAUUCUAUAAAGUUUCAUCCGAAUAAGGAUCUCGUGUUAACGGCUAGUGGUGAUGGAUCGGCACAUAUAUGGCAGGGAGCCGUCAAUUGGGAAGUGCCUUCACGUAAAGGUAAUUCAUCGGAAGAAGAAUUGGACGAUGAAGAUGAUCCAGUUGACGAACGUGAACGUGUCGACGUUCUACGAACUCCUUUAUGUGAAUUUUCCGGUCCCAAUUCGCAUACAUCAGUCGUUGUGGCAGCGGAUUGGCUACCUGGCGGCGAUCAGAUCGUAACUGCCAGCUGGGACCGAUCCGCUAUUUUGUGGGAUGUUGAAACCAAGGAACCGGUACAGUCGUUAAACCAUGAUUGUGAAUUGACACACACAUCGUCCCAUCAGAGUCAACGGUUGGUAGUCACAGCAUCGCGUGAUUCAACAUUUCGGUUAUGGGAUUUUAGGGACGCAAUUCCUGCCGUUUCAGUAUUUCAAGGACACACAGAAAGUGUUACAUCUGCAGUAUUUACUCGUGAUGACAAAGUUGUGUCCGGCUCAGAUGAUCGGACCGUUAAAAUCUGGGAAUUGAGAAACAUGAGGUCAGCAUUGACGACAAUUCGUACAGAUUCGUCAGUAAACCGAUUAGCCGUAUCAAAUAAUGGCGUUAUUGCCAUUCCUCACGACAAUCGUCACAUUCGACUGUUCGAUCUGAAUGGUCAACGGGUUGCGCGGUUACCACGAACCAGCCGACAGGGUCACCGUCGCAUGGUUUCAUCCGUUGCUUGGAGUGAAGAUAUCGGUGCCACUUGCAAUUUAUUUUCGUGUGGCUUCGAUCGUGUGGUCCUUGGCUGGUCGAUCAGUUUACCGAAAGAGAAUUGAAUCGAAUGAAUUUGGUAAAA